This is a messenger RNA of Triticum urartu, 1047 nucleotides long. RefSeq names its product nuclear transcription factor Y subunit C-4-like. Gene Ontology annotation, cellular component: nucleus. Gene Ontology annotation, biological process: regulation of transcription by RNA polymerase II. The record is from RefSeq and is a predicted model, not a curated record. Gene Ontology annotation, molecular function: RNA polymerase II cis-regulatory region sequence-specific DNA binding; DNA-binding transcription factor activity, RNA polymerase II-specific; protein heterodimerization activity. Lineage: Eukaryota; Viridiplantae; Streptophyta; Magnoliopsida; Poales; Poaceae.
CCGUCUUUGGCAACGUCAGCUUGCAAUGGGUGAUGUUGCUGCUGGAUCACAUGUGUAUCCUGCUUCAGCCUAUCCGCCUGGAGCAACAGUGGCUGCACCUCCUGGCAUCACUCCUGUCCUGCCGGUUCACAGCCAACGCCACCAUAUAUUCCCUGCAAAUCCAGCUCAGCUUAGUGCUCAGAACCAGCUUAUGUACGAGCAGUCACAGCAGUAUCAGCAGCAGCUCCAGCAACUGCACCAGAGGCGGCUCCAGCAGUUCUGGGCCCAACAACGGUCAGAGAUCGAGCAGGCCACUGGCAUCAAGAAGCACCCCGUGCAGCUCAAAAGGAUAAGGAAAAUCAUGAAGGCCGAUGAGGGCGUUCACAUGAUCUCGGCAGAGGCUCCGGUGGUGUUUUCGAAAGCAUGCGAGAUGUUGACACUGGAGAUGACGAUGAGGUCAUGGAUGGUCACCGAGGAGAACAAGCGCCAGAUCUUGAAGAAGAGUGACGUUGCCGCUGCUGUUGCUAGGACCGACGUCUACGACUUCCUGGCAGACAUCAUCCAGAUGGACGAGAUGGAGGAGGAGGGAGUCGGGCUUCAGAGAGCCGGGCCGCCGCCACCCUUGGGGGCUCCGGCUGGCGCAUACCCGUAUUAUUACCCGCCGCAGCUGCAGGUGCCAGGUGCAGCAAUGGUGCACGGUGGCCAGCAGGUGCCGCAGGUCCAUCUGCCGCAUGUGUGGAUAGAUCUUCAGGAACAGCAAGAGAAGGAGCAUCAUGCGGAGGAUCAGCAAUCUGAAAGCGGCUGACAACAUGUGAGCCAUCACUAAAAUUCAGUAUCCUCAUUUUAGCCAGGACAUGCAAAGUUCCAAACUAAUUUCAGGUUUUUGCAAUAGCUUAUAUGAUCGUUUGUUUGGUCUGUCGGUAUGGGAGAGAUUGACUGGUUCCUUCAUGCAAGUUUUGUUCUUGUCGCGGUGUCUUUAGCGAAGGGAUUACGCUUCGAGACCAGUUGGUUAAGAUUUACUGUACCGUGUCCGUGUCCAUUUCCGUAAUUCCGUUAUUCCAAGUUGAA